Candida tropicalis MYA-3404 is the source of this 495-nucleotide messenger RNA. It is a transcript of the gene SDH4, whose product is annotated as Sdh4p. Bases 1 to 495 code for a protein of 164 amino acids. The transcript has a single exon. Gene Ontology annotation, biological process: tricarboxylic acid cycle; mitochondrial electron transport, succinate to ubiquinone. Gene Ontology annotation, molecular function: heme binding; ubiquinone binding. Gene Ontology annotation, cellular component: mitochondrial envelope; membrane. NCBI's taxonomy places the organism in Eukaryota, Fungi, Ascomycota, Pichiomycetes, Serinales, Debaryomycetaceae. The record is from RefSeq and is a predicted model, not a curated record.
AUGUUUGGACCUUCAAUACUUUCUCCAGCACGUACAGUAUUACGUACUCCAAUUAUUAAACCUACAAGAGCAUUAAGGUUAAUACCAAACUUGUCGAAAUUCAAGACUAUUGAACAACCACCAGGUUACAUUGUUGGAACAGUCAAUGAUGCUUAUAAACCACCAAGUCCUGUCUAUUACGAAGGUAGUUAUCAUUGGACAUAUGAGAGAAUCAUUGCUAUUACCAUGCUUCCGUUGGUUAUGACACCAUUUGCUGCUGGUGUUGAAUAUCCAAUGAUAGACUCGAUUUUCUCCACAUUAUUAUUGUUCCAUUGUCAUGCUGGUAUCAAAUCAUGUAUUAUUGAUUAUAUUCCAAAACGAGUCUAUGGGUUCUGGUAUGGUGCUGCAUCGAAGGUAUUGACUUUUGGUACCUUUGUGGCCAUGUACGGUAUUUACGUGUUAGAAACAUCUUCCAAUGGAUUAUUUGAUUUGGUGAAAGCUAUCUGGUCUGCAUAA